UUGAUUUUACUUUUCUCCCAACUUUUUUUUAAGACCAUCCAUCAAAAAAAAAAAAAAAAAACCAGAGACGGUCUUCUUCAGACCAAACGCAUAGGAGCACGAUGGAGAACUAUUUGGGAGAAACCAAACCGUCAAACGCAGCGGCGGGAAACCGCUGCGACGCCGCCGUCGCUAGGAGUUACAGCGCAAGUUUCUGCGACCAGACACAAACGCAGACGCAGAUGAAGAAAAGCAGGAGCGUUCGAAACGCGGCUCGAGCGGUCACGAGGAGCUGGAGCUUCAACGAUCCAGAAUUGCAGCGGAAAAGACGAGUCGCUGGCUAUAAGGUUUACUCCGUCGAACACAAGAUGAAACUCUCCUUUAAAAAAAGCUUCAAAUGGUUCAAACAUCUCAUCGGUGUUUGAUUAAUCGCGUUUAUCUUUCGCGUUCGCGUUUGCGUCUGCUGUCGGUUCCUGGGUCUGUCUUCUCUCUCAUAAUAAACUCAUGAGUGAGUCAUGAGUAAUAUAAUUUUGUUCUCGUGAAUAAUAAUAAUAAUAGUAAUGAAAAGAAAGUUAUGAAGAAUA
Tarenaya hassleriana is the source of this 563-nucleotide messenger RNA. RefSeq lists its product as uncharacterized. Lineage: Eukaryota; Viridiplantae; Streptophyta; Magnoliopsida; Brassicales; Cleomaceae. The coding region runs from base 102 to 404 and encodes 100 amino acids. The transcript has a single exon. The record is from RefSeq and is a predicted model, not a curated record.